This is a messenger RNA of Angiostrongylus costaricensis, 978 nucleotides long. Lineage: Eukaryota; Metazoa; Nematoda; Chromadorea; Rhabditida; Metastrongylidae. The record is from the annotation of a GenBank genome assembly.
AUGGAAAAUACUGCUUUGUGGAAACGGUUUUUGGCGGCUCUCUUCUAUGGAGUCAGCUCCAUUAUUGUGGUGUUCGUCAACAAAAUAUUACUAACCAAUCUCAGAUUCCCGUCAUUUCUUUUUGUUGGAUUUGGUCAGAUGCUAGCAACUGUUGUUGUAUUAUUCUUGGCGCGAUCUCUACGUAUAAUUUCGUUCCCUUCAUUUGACUAUUCUAUAUCGCGGAAAAUUAUGCCUCUUCCUGUAUUGUUUGUUCUGAAUUUAGCAUCUGGACUUGGUGGGACGCAAUUAAUCAACUUGCCUAUGUUCACUGUACUGAGGCGCUUCUCUAUAUUAAUGACAAUGGCGCUCGAAUAUUAUAUAUUGGGUGUAAGUGCUACGCGAGCCGUCCGCUUUGCCGUCGGUUUAAUGAUCGCAGGUUCAAUCAUUGCGGCGUAUUUUGAUCUUGCCUUCGAUCUUUGGGGUUAUACACUUAUUCUGCUUAAUGACAUCUGUACGGCUGCUCUAGGCGUUUAUACUAAACAAAAGCUCGAGGCUAAAGAGUUGGGUAGAUACGGUUUAAUGUUUUACAAUUCCUUAUUCAUGUUAAUUCCCACACUUGUACUAAUUUCUUAUACUGGUGAUACGAAUCGGGCGAUCCUUUUCAUGCUGUCAGGCGAAAUGACUCCCAGCAUUUGGAUCUGUUUUUUCAUUUCGUGUGUAUGUGGUUUCAUCCUUAACUAUUCCUUAGUUCUGUGUACACAUUUCAAUUCUGCUCUUACGACAACGUGUGUGGGACCCAUAAAGAAUUUGUUCGUCACAUAUGCUGGAAUGUUUUCAAGCGGUGAUUAUAUAUUCCAUUGGACAAAUUUCAUUGGCAUAAACGUUAGUGUUAUGGGUAGUGUGCUGUACACGUAUGUAACAUUUCGAACGAAAUCGAUUAGUAAGCAGGUUGUCACAGUGGUUCCUGCAAAAAAAUUGGAGAACCAACCAUUGAUUUAA